AUGUCUUUUCCGAAGCCUCAAGCAAUUGAGCUGCCAUCUACCGUUAAAGCCGGUGCUGUGGCGGAGGAGCUCAAUGGGGUCACUACAAAGCCUUUACAUAUGCGCGACAUAGAAAUGGUUCGCUUAAUUGGGCAGUACCUUUGUGACAAGGGAUACAACAAUGCAUACAAGCAAUUGGCGAAAGAUUCGGGCAUUGUUCUCGAGCCCCAGCCGGCGACCGAUCUCAGGGCGGCCAUUCUAUCGGGCGAUUGGAAUGCUACUGAAAAAGCCGUUGAGGAACUAGCUCCUACCAUAGACAAUCCAUCCAAUUUGGCCCAUAUUCGAUUUCUUCUAUUGGAACAACAGUUCCUUGAGUUUCUUGAGGUUGAUGAAGUUGUCUCUGCCCUAUCUCUCCUUCGUCAUCGCAUAACUCCUCUCAAGCCUGAUCAGAAACGCCUUCAGAACUUGGCCCAAUGCCUCAUGUGCCGAACAACAGAAGAACUGCGAGCUCAGGCGGGUGGCUGGAGUGGAACAAAUGGUGGGAGUCGAGCUGCUCUUGUGGACUGUAUCCAGCGCUUCAUGCCCGCUCAAACAAUGCUUCCACCGGGCAGGCUAGAAACUCUAGUCACAGAAGCUGUUCGGUCUCAGCUCACAAGCUGCACUUUCCACACACAGCCAAUUUGUUGGCCUGAUGCUUUGGAAUCCAUGUCAUUAUUACAACCGCACGCCUGCAGCAUUCAGGACUUUCCUGUAUUCACUGUUCAGAAAAUUGAGCAUAGAGAGAGCGAGCUUUACUUCUGCGUCUUUUCUCCUGAUGGCAAUUACCUGGCCACCGGUGGUAAGGAUGCCAACGUUGAUGUCUGGAAAGUUGACCCAGAAUCACACACAAUCCACUCCCCACGAACCUUCUACACCAUAGAGGCAUCUAUUAGCCAUAUUUGCUGGUCACCAGACUCAAAAAAACUUGCUGUUUGCUGUGGUUUGCGGCCUGAACCAAUUAUGGUCUUCGAUGUUACCACUCGACGGCAGGUGUGCCAGAAACUGGAAAAGACUGAAGACGUCUACAUAACGGCUGCUUUCUUUGCCGAUAGUCGAAAGCUUGCUUUUGGUGGCCUUAAAGGCGGCUGCUUCUACAUCAUUGACACUGAAGAUGACGGUAAGAUGCUGUUUACGCACGAGUAUUGCCGCGUGCAGUGCAUGGUUGCCAUCAUUCCUCCACCAGCACCCACUGCUGCCAUGGUAGCAGCCACCCUCGCCGCUGGUCUCACACCCGAGGCCGCGAUGGAGAUGGACCCCAAUACAUCGCUACGAAGUCCUUCGACGGCUGCUGCUGUCGCUCUGGAACAACUCCUCGCACCCGUUGAUCAACUGCUCAUUGUUGAUCACAUGUAUCGCAUCCGCAUAUUCCGUUUUGGUUACACCACUUCGGGCUCUGGAAGUGACAGUGGCGUGGUUGCUGCGGCUUCCGCCGGCCGUGGAAAUGUCUUGCCUCAGGAAGCCGAUAUGUGGUCCGCUAACCGUGGGGGGAGUGUGGCCCCCAUUAUCGUGGCCCUACAGAACGCCCUCUUUUCCUCUCGGGUUGGAAGUCGAGGAGUCCCUGCCGGUGUCCCUCUGACUCCUCUACCACCACCACCGCCACCGCCACCCGCUGGCACUCCGGGUGGGGUUAAUGUGUUUCCUAUGCGUCAGACCACCUCUGACUCCAAUUUUGGUGUCCUCGGUAUAGGCAGGCAACAGACACAACCUGCCAGCACUCCUGGUUCUGUCAUUGGUCUUGCCGGAGAUCCACGAAACCUCGGAAGCCUGGCACAGCAAGUAGUUGUUCAGAUACAGCCCAGUCUCACCAGCCCUGGAUUCGCACUUCAAGCCAUCAACAGGGACGGUAGCACGUCGAGCGCCUCCAGUCUCGUUGGUCCUGGACCCGUCGGCACUGGGUAUACCGUCGAGUCAGUCCCUCUUUCUUCUUUUCCCGCUUCUCUCGCUGCUGCCACGGUCAUGACCUCUGCCCUUCCCAGCAUUAUGCAGAACUACUACUGGCGUUCAGGCAGCAUCUCGACCAUUCCAAUCCCUCGCGGCAAUGCUAGUGGUGGCGGUAGCGGCAGUACCAGUGCUGGCGGAAAUACGUCACGAACUGGGACCGCGGCUGCGACAACGAUGGCCUCGGGACUUCAGGAGGGUGACUCGGACACGGCGGAGGUCUCAACGAACACGGAGGCAGCGAUGGGCACGACGCAGACCGCCUCUGCCUCCAACUCCGCCUCAGCGUCGGUAUCGCAAGGACAGGUAUACAGUCUCCUACAUCAGGCUACUCUGAUUAAGGAAAUGCACCCUGUUCAAUCCAUUGUACUUUCGCCCUCAUGCAAGCGUCUUCUCGUGGGUCUCAACGCAAAGGGAAUAAUUCUUUGGGACUUGGAAUCUCAUGGUAUUAUUCAGCGGUUCUACGGCCAUCAUCAAGUUCAGCAAAAACUAUACUACACUUUCUGUGGUUUCAACGAGGACUUCAUUGCUUGCGGAAGUGAGAAUGGCUUCGUCCACAUUUGGCGUGUGGGCAGUCCACAAGGUAGCAGGCCUAUUCAUUCGUCAAUGGCGGCCAGCAGUAACGAGACUUCUGUCACCGGAGUUCACUGGAAUCCCGCCAUCCCCACCAUGAUGGCUUCGGUCAACGAUGAUGGAGAAAUCCGAAUCUGGGGCUCUGCAAAGUACGCCAGUGGCUGCACAUGA
This is a messenger RNA of Echinococcus granulosus, 2700 nucleotides long. Its product is annotated as WD repeat-containing protein 26. NCBI's taxonomy places the organism in Eukaryota, Metazoa, Platyhelminthes, Cestoda, Cyclophyllidea, Taeniidae. Gene Ontology annotation, molecular function: protein binding. Gene Ontology annotation, biological process: proteasome-mediated ubiquitin-dependent protein catabolic process. The transcript is spliced from 12 exons. The record is from RefSeq and is a predicted model, not a curated record. Gene Ontology annotation, cellular component: GID complex. The coding region runs from base 1 to 2700 and encodes 899 amino acids.